Messenger RNA from Acanthopagrus latus (yellowfin seabream), 8208 nucleotides. It is a transcript of the gene arid1b, whose product is annotated as AT rich interactive domain 1B (SWI1-like). Gene Ontology annotation, cellular component: brahma complex; nBAF complex; nucleoplasm. The transcript is spliced from 23 exons. The record is from RefSeq and is a predicted model, not a curated record. Gene Ontology annotation, molecular function: nucleosome binding; DNA binding. Bases 590 to 7162 code for a protein of 2190 amino acids. Gene Ontology annotation, biological process: regulation of transcription by RNA polymerase II; chromatin remodeling; positive regulation of DNA-templated transcription. Lineage: Eukaryota; Metazoa; Chordata; Actinopteri; Spariformes; Sparidae.
UGUUUAUUCAGUCAUGAAAACAAAGCAAAUUUUUUGAGUUUGUUUCAGUCGAUGAACAUAAAACUACAGACUGCUCCUUUAAUGCUGCAGUUCAUAGUGUAAUAACGAUGUCAUCAUACACAACAUGUUUGUUCUGGUACCACAUGAUCAAUAAGGGAACUGACAGAACAGCGACUACUUUCAUCAUCAGUUUGCUUAAUUCUCGUGUUUUUGUCGUCCCUAUGAAAAAUAAUAAAUAUUUGUAGUCUUAGACAGUUAGACAGGGACAUGUGGACCUGACAGGGACAUGUGGACCUGACAGGGACAUGAGGACCUGACAGGGACAUGUGCACCUGACAGGGACAUGAGGACCUGACCGGGACAUGAGGACCUGACAGGGACAUGUGGACCUGACAGGGACAUGUGCACCUGACAGGGACAUGUGGACCUGACCGGGACAUGUGGACCUGACCAGGACAUGUGGACCUGACCAGGACAUGUGCACUGGGAGAACUGGUGGUGAAGGACAGAUGUGCACCACCGCUGGAGGAGGUGAAGCAGCGGGGGGGAAGGGGGGGACAGGCCGGGCUGCGUCUCUAAUGUGACCCGCAUGGAGACACGGAGGCUCUGGGGGCAGAGAGUGGGAAACGUCGGCAGCAGUGGAGGAGCUGGUGCUGGUGCUGCUGGACCUCCUCUUCCUCCUCCAUCAUCAUCUUCAUCAUCAUCAUCAUCAUCAUCCCACCACACAUCUCCGCCGUUCAGCCAGUUCAUCCAGCAGCAGCAGCAGCAGACCCACAACAACAACAACAACAGCAGCAGCAGCAGCCUGCAGGGGAGAGGAGGGAGCAGCGGGAGCCGACAGCAUCAUGGAGGGACAGAAAACCUCCUGGUGGGGAACAGUCGAGCGCAGGAGCGCCAUCACCAACACCAGCUGAACACCAGUGAGGAGGAGGAGGAGGAGGAGGAAGAGGAGGAGCGGAUGGAUGCCAGUCUGCGAUCAGCCGCCAACAGCACCAACAACAACCCUCCUCCGAGUGGGACCAGCUCCGGGUUUAAUCAUUAUUAUGGGAAUGGAAGAGGAGGGCCCAGCUUCGAUCAACAUGGCGGACAACAAAGCCCAGGGACGGGGGUAACAGCGGCGCUCUCGGCACACAGCACCAUGGAUCAGGUUCAGAACUCCCACGAAGGGUACAACAACAACAGCCCGUAUAACCACUACCCGAACUAUCGACCCGGCUAUGGGAACAGUGGAUAUGGAGGCAUGAUGAGCCCCUCACGCCAGCCGAACAACCUGCUGGGCCCGGCCGCUGCUAACCACAGCAAAGCGGCUAUGACUGCUACCAGCUCCCCGGCUGGAGGAGCAGCUGGCGGCGGCAACAACGGAGGAUUUCAGCGGUUCCCCGGACAGAGUCAGCAGCAGAUGCACCCGUCCGGAGCCACACCGACUUUAAAUCAGUUGUUGACGUCUCCGAGCACGAUGAUGCGAGGUUAUGGAAGUGGAUAUCCAGAUUAUAAUAAUCCUUCUGCACAACAACAGCCGAGCAUGGGGCUGGCUAAAGACAUGGGCUCCCAGUACGGCUCGGCUGCUCACGGCUGGGGAGGGCAACAGAGGAACCACCCGACCAUGAGCCCGGGGAGCACCGGGCAGGGCAGCGGCCGGUCCCAGGUGCCGCCCAUGGACCCGAUGGCGAUGAAGCGCUCUCAGCUCUACGGGAUGAGCAACAACCCGUACUCCCAGCAGCAGGGGGCGCCGUACUCCGGCCAGCCCUACGGCUCGCCCUCCGCCCACAGAUACCCGAUGGGGAUGCCCAGCAGAGGGCAGAUGGGGAUGGCAGGGAUGCAGUACCCUCAGCAACAGAUGGGUUCUCAGUACAGUCAGCAGCAGCAGCAGAACGUGGGUGGUUACUGUCAGCCGGGCCAGCCGCCAUACUUCAGCCCCCCGCAGCAGCAGCCCGCCGCCCCGAGCCAGCCGCCGUACAUGCAGCCCCGCCCACUGCCACAACAGGAGGUCCCGCAGGAGGCGUAUGGGGGGCGGGGCCAGUCUGCUGCUAUGACUCCUGGGAAACCAAACCACGAGGAGUUGAGUCUGAGCCAACAGGAGAGGCCGUCCAGCCUGCCGGAUUUGUCCGGUUCCAUCGAUGACUUGCCCACCGGUACCGAAGCAGCAGUGAGUUCCGGGGCGUCGGGCUCCGGCAGCGCUCAGGGCGACCAGGGGACCCCAGUCCGCUCCCCCUUCUCCCCCCAUGUCUCACCUCGACUCCCCCCACCGGCUCGCACUGGACCCUCUCCCGUCGCCUCACCGUCCCCCGCUGGGUCCGGCAGCCAAUCGCGAUCUGGGCCUAUGUCACCUGCCACCAGUGGACCAGGCUCUCAGCUGACCCCUCAGGUCUCUGGUCCUGGAUCAGACGUUGGUCCACAGUCUGCCAUGACUCAAGACAGAGGUUUCCCUCCCUCCAUGCAGCGUAGCACCCAGGGGCCUCAGUUUGGCCCCCAGCAGUCAGCACCGCCCAUGUCCCCUCACUCGGUGUCAGGGGGGCCUGUGCACCAUGGCUCCUACCAGCAGGGCGGCUCGUAUGGCCAGUACGGCCCACCAGGUAACUACCCCCGCCCCCCUCACUAUGGAGGGGCCCCCAGUGCCAACUACAGCAGCCCUGGCCCGGGCCCCGGUUUAGCCAACAGCUUGGGGUUGAAUGCCAGCAGUCCCAUGCACGGUCAGGGACCAUCCACCCCGGCGGGUCGAGGACCCGGGCCUGGCCCGGGGGGGCGGCCGUACCCUGCUGGAGGGAGCGCCAUGGCCCCCACCUCCCCCGGCAUGCCACAGCCUGCUGGUCAGGGUAUGGGGCCUCCAGGGCCCAAUGCCAGCCGCAAACUGCCCGAGAUCGGCCCCAACGUCGGGCCAAGUGCCAACUCCUCCUCAUCCUCCUCGACAUCUGCAGCUGCCGCCCAGGGCAGGCCUCCCUUCGCUCGUUCCCCUGCCUACAACCAGUCCUGGCCCGGCGGUCGACCUGCCCUCUCUCCUACCCUUCAGCCCCCUCAUCCUCCUCCUCCUCACCCUCCUCCUCCUCACCACUCCCAGCAGGAAACCUAUGUUCAGCCCAAGCCCACCUUGCAGACCCCCCCUGAGCAUUAUGGGCAGGGCAGCUAUCUGGGCAUGGCACCGAUGGGAGGAAUGGGCCCUGGCGGUCCUGGAGGCCCUGCAGGUCACUACAGCCAGCAACCAGGCAGCAACUCUGGGAGGAUGACACCGCAGGGACCCCCCUACAACACCCCGUCCUCAGGCCCCAUGAUGAUGCCAGCGGAGGGGAUUGGAGCCCAUCCAGAUGUCAAGCAGAGGGUUGAGCUCAGUAAAGAGGGAGUCUGUCCUGCCACUGAUCCACCCAAACCCAAGGACAGCUACAGCUCUCAGUGUGUGUCCAAGCCCCCCACUCCCUCCCCCAUGUCCCCCAGCUCAGCUAGUCUGUCCUCCUGUCACGGGGAGGACAGUGAUAGCAUUAGCAGCCCCGCCUGGCCCAAGACGUCAACCAGCCCCAAGCCCAGCGUGGCCACCAUGACCAACGAGAAGAUCACUCUAAUCUAUGAGAUGGGCUCUGAGCCAGAGAGAAGGUUGUGGGUCGACCGGUACCUGUCCUUCAUGGAGGAGAGAGGGACGCCCGUCCCAAACCUGCCCGCCGUUGGGAAGAAACCUCUGGACCUCUGCAGACUCUACCUGGCUGUCCGAGAGAUCGGAGGCCUGGCCAUGGUGAAUAAAAAUAAGAAGUGGAGGGAGUUGUCAUCACAGUUGAACGUGGGGACGUCCAGCAGCUCGGCCAGCUCUCUGAAGAAGCAGUACAUCCAGUACCUGUUCGCCUACGAGUGUAAGGUGGAGCGAGGAGAGGAGCCUCCACCCGAGGCCCUGGGACCCGCCGGAGACUCCAAGAAACCUCUGUCACUCCAAGCCAAGAUCCAACCGCCCUCCCCAGCCAACUCGGGCUCCCUGCAGGGCCCCAACACCCCUCAGUCGAGCAGCAGCUCCCUGACCGAAGCCCCCGGAGACCUGAAGCCCCCAACCUCUGUCUCCACUUCACACAACCAGAUGGGCCCCCAGCCUGGAAACAGGAACGUGGGAGGAGUGAGCAUCCAGGACCCGUUCUCUGAAGGCAGCGAUCCAGCCUUCCACAACAAGCGAGGUGGCGCCCCUUACCAGCAGGGAGGAGGCCCAGCAGACCCCUCAAUGAGGAUGCAGUAUGAUGCCAACAAAGACCCAUACGGAGGACCAAGGAAAGGUCCGGGGCCCGGUGAGGCCUUUGGUCCUGGUCAGAUGCCUGGCGGUGCCAUGCAGGACAUGUACCCCCGCGGGCCGCCCUCUGGGCCCAUGACAGGGAUGGGCCCCAGACCCCAGUACCCCUACGGGCCCGGCUAUGAGCGGAGACCGGACCAUGUGAUGGGGCCUGAGGGAGGCAUGGCACCCCCUGGAGGACAGAACAACAUGGGUCCGUCUGGAAACGAGGCCGGCAUGUACCCCAACAGAUACCCCCAUCCGAGGCCCGGACAUGAUGGUUAUGGGCAGCAGUAUCCUCACAGCAUGGCCUACAGUUCCCAUCAGCCCCUGUACCCUCAGCAGCAGGGUUACAAGCGUCCGAUGGAGGCUCUGUAUCCUCCUGCGAAGCGUCAUGAAGGCGAAGCGUUUGGCGUGCAACAGUUCGGCUCUCAGCAGCCUGACAUGUUCGGGCCCUAUGGUGGAGGAGGAGGGGGCUACAUGGGCCCCGAGCGGCGGCCGGUCCAGGGCCAGUACCCGUACCCAUACCCACGGGAACGGCAGGGGCCUCCACAACACGCCAUGAUGGGCUCAGGAUCACCAGUGGUGUCUGGGGGCCCCGGGGAGGGGCCGCAGGCCAACAUGUGGCACCCCAGGACUGACAUGGGCUACACAUACAGCCGGCAGGGCCAAGGGCCCCCGUACCCCGCAAUGGGCCGAGGAGAUGAUCAGGAGGGCAGAGCCCCCCAGGACAGCCAGUGGCCCCCCAGUCAUCCAGGCCAACGGCAGCCACCAUACCCCCCGCAGUCCUCCUCCUCCUCCCCCUCGAUGCCCCCCAUGCCCUCCAGACAGCCCUCCGCCUCCUUCCAGGCCUCGCCCACCGUCCCAAACCAUGUGGCUCGCUCUCACAGCCCUUCCUCCUUCCCCCGGCCUCUGGGGGGCUCUCUGUCCCCUAACAGUGCCCCCUACCUGCCCUCCAUGAAGAAGCCGGGGCACCCAGGUGUUCCCCCCGGCCCCCCGCCUGUUCAGAGCCUCCACCUCAUCAACAGGGAGGUCAGCUUCCCCCCCGGCUCUGUGGAGGCCACACCCCCCAAACUGAAGCCCCGACGCCGGCUCAAUGCCAAGGACAUAGGAACCCCGGAGGCGUGGCGGGUGAUGAUGUCACUGAAGUCCGGCCUCUUAGCAGAGAGCACCUGGGCUCUGGACACCAUCAACAUCCUGCUGUAUGACGACAGCACUGUGGGCUCCUUCAGCCUCACACAGCUGCCUGGUUUCCUCGAGCUCAUCGUGGAGUUUUACCGCCGCUGCCUCAUCCAGAUCUUCGGUAUCCUGGAGGAGUACGAGGUGGGAACCGAGGGCCAGAGGACCCUGCUGGGACCCCUGCCCAACUCCCCCACAAAGGAGGAGGCGCUGAAGGAGACGCCACCUACAAUCUCAGAGUCUAACGGCCAAUCAGCUGAGGAGCAGAGAAUACCACGGAGAUCAGCGGAGGAGAUGGAGGCGACACCACCGCUACUUACAGCUGCACCCGGCCUCAUCGCUCAGGAGGAGGUAAAAGAUGGGCAACCUGUUGUCAAAGAGGAGGUGGAGAUGAAGGAGGAGCACCAGGAGCAGAAAGAGCCCCGACCCCAACAGGCCAGCAAGUACGACAAGCUGCCAAUCAAGGUAGAGGAGAAGGGGGAGGAGUGGGAGGAGGUGGAUGAGCGCUGGGCGGAGCUCAGCAGACCCAACGGCUUCAUCAGUGGCCUCCUGCACUGGAAGGCCGGAGGAGGAGACUCUACCGCUCACAUCCAGACCGGGGAGUCUGCCCCCACAAAGAGGAGGGGGGUAGGAGAGGAGGGGAGGAGUCAUGAGGAGGCAGAGGGAGGCGAGGAGAAGAACCUGCCAGCCGGUGAGGAUACACCACCUGAAACACAAGAAGGCUCCCAGUCGGAGGUCAGAGGUCAGAGUCCCAUCAGCCAGCUGGAGGACGAGCCUCGCUGCUGGGACGAAGCUCCGCUGUCCACAGCCGAGUCCUGGCAGGACUCUCUGGCCAAACGCUGCAUCUGCAUCUCCAACAUCGUACGUGGCCUCUCCUUUGUGCCCGGCAACGACACCGACAUGUCACGGCACCCGGGCCUGGUGCUGAUCCUGGGCCGGCUGGUGCUCCUGCAUCACCACCACCCCUGCAGGAAACGGACACCACCCAGCUACCAGCGGGAGGAGGAGCAGGGGCUGGCCUGCAGCCGGGAUGAGUGGUGGUGGGACUGCUUGGCGGCGCUCCGGGAGAACACCCUGGUGACGCUGGCCAACAUGUCGGGCCAGCUGGACCUGUCGCUGUACCCCGAGAGCAUCUGCCUGCCCAUCCUGGAUGGGCUGCUGCACUGGAUGGUGUGCCCGUCCGCCGAGGCCCAGGACCCCUUCUCCUCAUCGGGAGGAGUCUCCUCCCUCACCCCUCAGAGACUGGUGCUGGAGUGUCUGUGCAAGCUGAGCAUCCAGGACUGCAACGUGGAUCUGCUGCUCGCUACGCCACCCUUCAGCCGUCAGCAGAAGCUCUACGCCACGCUGGUGCGCCUCGUGGGGGAGAGGAAGAGCCAGGUGUGUCGGGAGAUGGCGGUAGCCGUCCUGUCCAACCUGGCACAGGGCGACUCCACAGCAGCGCGCAGCGUCGCCCUGCAGAAGGGCAGCGUGGGAACUCUAAUCGGCUUCCUGGAGGACAGCGUGGCCAUGGCUCAGUACCAGCAGAGCUCACACAGCAUGCUGCACGCCGCCGCGCCACCAGAGCCACCAAGCGUCAACAUGAUGUGCCGUGCUGCCAAGGCGCUGCUGGCCAUGGCGAGGGUGGAAGAGAACCGGACGGAGUUUGUUCUGCACGAGAGCCGGUUGCUGGACAUCUCGUUGUCAGCCGCCCUCAACUCAUCUGUGGCAGCCAUCAUGUGUGAAGUACUGUUUAAAAUCGGCCGCUCGUGACACAAACACCGCCACGGAGCACGCUCAGUGGCGCUAGAAGCAGCUCCGCCCAUGUGAUAGACUGGCUCCUAUUAUAUUUUUAUUUAAAGAACAGAACACAAAUGUUUUUACAUACAAAUGAAUAUAUAUAGAAUAUAUAAAGCUCCUCGGCUCCAUCCGCAAAAUGUUUAUUUGGGAUUUUUAAGUAAUUUUAAUACAAAAAUAUUUAAUACUUGUAUUUUUAAUUUUUUAUUCUUUUGUCAGUUUGUUGUUUUGUUUUAACCAAAGUGUGAUGGUGGAGAGCACUCGGGUCUCUUUAAUGUUUUUAAACAGACGUGGUCGUUCCUUUCUGUUUUGGGGGGGCGGGGUUAGUUAGAUUUUGGAGGCGGGGUCAGAUUUAUUUAAAUAAUGACAUGUUGUAGAUAGGCCUCUCUUUUCUCAUGUGGUAUGACAGGAAACACUGAUGUUCUGUUGUGUACUUUGUUUUGGUGCAAUAGGUUUGUUUGGGCGUUUUUUACUUUAAAUGUGAAUCAUUCGACCAUCUGCAGUUCGACCAUCAGUAUUUUGCUGAACCACGACAGUAUCAAGCAUCGCUUUCUGUUUAUUAAUAACUUUCUAUGUGUCCUCCACCAAUCAAAUCUCAAAUUUCCCUCCACCGCCAUCAUCCUCCUGUAAAUAGACGAUGUACAUUUGACUCGGUGACGGUAGCUGGUGAUGAAUGAUCUUCUGCUCACCUGAACGUUUCCCAGCAGGUGAACACUUUUUUUCUGUAUUUAAGGAAGAUUCCUCAGUUUCAGGAUAUUUUGGGGGUCUGAUCUGGGAGGGUGCGUUUGCUUUGAAAGACUGUAUGUACAGGAGGUCAAGGGGAGGGCGGGACUGUACUCAUCAUGUUGCUAACAGACACAACUUCAAAAACAGUUAUAACAAAUGUAAAGAGAAAAAAAAGAAAAUCUCUACAUCCAGAACGUCUCCUGUUUGAUUUGACAGACGUUGUUUCUUCAGUAUGAGAUCUUUAUAUGUUCCACAACAAGAAUAAACGUACAUGAACUCUGGUUGAGCACUGUGAA